Molecule: messenger RNA, 648 nt
Organism: Argiope bruennichi
Lineage: Eukaryota; Metazoa; Arthropoda; Arachnida; Araneae; Araneidae
Exons: 3
Coding region: 1-648 (215 amino acids)
Source: RefSeq, a predicted model, not a curated record
AUGAGAAAACUUCCCCCUGAAAUUCAUAGUGAAUGGGAGAAGUUUUCAAACGAGUUACAGUGCAUUAACAACAUCAAGGUGAGCAGAUGUAUUCUUCCAUUUUCCGACGUCGAAGCUAUAGAACUUCAUGGGUUCAGCGAAGCUUCUGAAGCUGCCUUUGGAGCUGUUGUGUACUGCAAAUCCCAAACACCUGCUGGUGAGGUUUUUGUCAAGAUGGUGGCCAGUAAAUCCAGAGUGGCUCCACUGAAGAAGCUCACAAUCCCGAGGUUGGAGCUCUGCGCUGCUGUGCUGCUGGUGAAAUUGAUGCAGCGUAUCCAGUCGGCUCUUCGACUGAAAGUGUCCAAUACCUAUUACUGGAGCGAUAGUAUGAUUGUGCUGUCAUGGAUUAAAAAAGAGACGUCCCAGUUUAAAACCUUCGUGGCAAACCGUGUAGCCACACUUCAAGACCUUUCGUGUCAGGAUCAGUGGAGACAUGUUUCAUCAGGUGAUAAUCCAGCUAAUCUUAUCAGUCGUGGUGUAAAUCCGUCCAAAAUGCUCAAGAGUAACUUGUGGUGGGAAGGGCCUGCCUUUCUAAAAGACAGUGAGUAUCCGUGCAGAGAAAUCUCUGACACUGUGAUAAAGGACGAUCUUUAUCCAAGUGGAAGGUAG